This is a messenger RNA of Aspergillus chevalieri, 2667 nucleotides long. RefSeq names its product DNA topoisomerase 1. NCBI's taxonomy places the organism in Eukaryota, Fungi, Ascomycota, Eurotiomycetes, Eurotiales, Aspergillaceae. The transcript is spliced from 6 exons. Gene Ontology annotation, molecular function: DNA topoisomerase type I (single strand cut, ATP-independent) activity; DNA binding. Gene Ontology annotation, biological process: DNA replication; chromosome segregation; DNA topological change. Bases 1 to 2667 code for a protein of 888 amino acids. Gene Ontology annotation, cellular component: chromosome; nucleolus. The record is from RefSeq and is a predicted model, not a curated record.
AUGAGUGCCUCUGAAGAUGACACUCCGUUAGUGAAGACGAAUGGCAAGCCCGGUCCUACUCCCUCCGGAGAUGCCGACAAGGGUCCCAAUGACGUGAAGAUGGAGGACGCGACUGAGGCAAAUGGUCAUGUCGACCCUGGCAUCUCGAUUCGGUUUGGUCCGGUCAAAAGCGAGGACACUGAAAUGGAUGAUGCCGGAUCCGACGCUCUGGCCGGCAAAAGGAAGAGCCGGACAAGUGUUGAUCAGAAGUCAUACGCGGAACCGGAAAGUAGCGAAGAGGAGGAUCAACCAUUGAGCAAGCGCCGCCGCACGUCAGUGAAGCACGAGGAUCCGGAGACGGACGAUGACGUUCCUCUAGCAGCCAAUGGCAGGAAACUCCCCAAAGCCUCAGAGACAGCCAUAGGCGAAGAAUCCGAUUCCGAUGUCCCCAUCAACAAGAAGCUUACUUCUGAAAAGAAGAAGAUUCAACAGAAAGGGGAAAAGGCGGCAGAGGCCAGUCGCAAGCCAGGCACCGCGAAAACCACCGCCAAGUCCGCUGUUAGCGCAACGAACGGCCGCAAGAAACAAGCCAACGGCAUCAAGAAGGAAUCGGAUGAUGAGAAGGCACCCGCUAAGAAACCAGCCGCCAAGAAGGUAAAGGCGGAGCCCAAGUCUCCGGCCAAGAGAGGAAAGGCCACUCCAGUCAAGGAAGAGACUGCCGAAGCCGAAGACGGCGAGGAAGAAGAAUACAGAUGGUGGGAAGAUCCUACCAAGGGUGAUGGUACGGUCAAAUGGACCACCCUUGAGCACAACGGUGUCGUUUUCCCUCCAGACUACCAGCCGUUGCCUCAGAACGUCAAAAUGAAGUAUGACGGUGUUCCCAUCACUCUUGCACCCGAAGCAGAGGAGGUGGCCGGAUUUUUUGGCACCAUGCUAAACUCUACACAACAUGUUGAGAACCCGACCUUUCAAAAGAACUUCUUCAUGGACUUCAAGGAUAUCCUCAAGAAGACCGGUGGCGCAAAGGAUUCCAAGGGCAACAAGGUCGAUAUCAAGGAUUUCUCUAAAUGUGAUUUUCAGCCCAUCUUCGCAUACUAUGAAGGGCAGCGCAACGAGAAGAGAAAUCUUCCUCCAGCAGAGAAGAAACGGCUGAAGGCCGAGAAAGACGCUGAAGAAGCCCCCUACCAGUACUGCGUAUGGGACGGCCGCAAGCAGAAAGUGGGCAACUUCCGUGUUGAACCUCCAAGUCUGUUCCGUGGUCGUGGCGAGCAUCCCAAGACUGGACGCGUGAAGACCAGAGUCCAACCGGAACAGAUUACGAUCAACAUUGGCAAGCAUGCCCCCGUUCCCCCACCACCUGAGGGUCAUCGCUGGAAGGAGGUGAAGCAUGAUCAAGAGGGCACAUGGCUCGCAAUGUGGCAGGAAAACAUCAACGGUAACUACAAAUACGUGAUGCUUGCAGCCAAUUCCGAUGUCAAGGGCCAAAGCGAUUUCCGGAAGUUCGAAAAGGCCCGAGAGCUCAAGCAUUAUAUCGAUAAGAUCCGCAAGGAUUACCAGAAGAACCUUAAGAACGAAUUGAUGGUUGAGCGCCAAAAGGCUACGGCGGUUUAUCUCAUUGACCAGUUUGCGCUUCGUGCUGGUAACGAGAAGGGUGAAGACGAGGCCGAGACAGUUGGUUGCUGCUCUCUGAAAUAUGAGAACGUGACCCUCAAGCCGCCAAACAAGGUCAUUUUCGACUUCUUGGGUAAAGACAGUAUCCGGUUCUAUGAUGAAGUCGAGGUCGACAAUCAGGUGUUCAAAAACCUGAAGAUUUUCAAGAAGGCGCCGAAGAAGAAUGGUGAUGAGAUCUUCGAUAGACUAACGACGUCCGCUCUCAACAAGCAUCUUUCGAACUAUAUGCCUGGCUUGACUGCCAAGGUGUUCCGUACUUACAACGCGUCGCACACCAUGGCGACCCUGCUUAAAGACAUGAAGGCCGAGGGUACCGUCGCCGAAAAGGUCAAAGCGUACAACGAUGCGAACCGCAAGGUUGCCAUUUUGUGUAACCACAAACGGACAGUCGCUGCGUCGCACGCCGGGCAGAUGGAGAAGAUGAGUGAAAGAAUCAAGGGCAUGCGCUACCAGAAAUGGCGACUUAAGCAAAUGAUGCUCGAUUUGGACCCGACUCUCAAAAAGAAGAAGGGGGCUGCCUUCUUCGAGAUCGACGAAGACAUCGACCAGGAUUGGAUCAAGGAGCACCAGGCCUUCCUGGUUGAGGAACAACGGCAAAAGAUUCAGAAGAAGUUCGAAAAAGACAACGAGAAGCUCGCUGCCGACGGCGAAAAGGAAAUGAAGGCCAGCGAGCUCGAGGAGCGACUCAAGGCCGCCAAGGAAAUGGAGAAGAAAUUCGCCAAGGAGAACAAGACUGGCAAGGUCGAGGCGGAAGGCAAGAGUCCUAGCGUCGACAAGCUCGAGACUUCCAUCACCAAGAUUGACCAGCGUGUUGAGACGAUGUCCGUCCAAGCCCAGGACAAGGAAGAUAACAAGGAGGUUGCGCUGGGAACUUCCAAGAUCAACUACAUCGAUCCUCGUCUCACAGCCGUCUUCACCAAGAAAUUCAACGUCCCCAUCGAGAAGUUCUUUUCCAAGUCCCUGCGCGAGAAAUUCGAAUGGGCCAUCAAGUCUGUCGAAGGCGAUUGGGAAUUCUAA